Messenger RNA from Cavia porcellus (domestic guinea pig), 11499 nucleotides. It is a transcript of the gene Slc5a3, whose product is annotated as solute carrier family 5 member 3. Gene Ontology annotation, cellular component: plasma membrane. Gene Ontology annotation, molecular function: D-glucose:sodium symporter activity. NCBI's taxonomy places the organism in Eukaryota, Metazoa, Chordata, Mammalia, Rodentia, Caviidae. Gene Ontology annotation, biological process: transmembrane transport; myo-inositol transport; inositol metabolic process. The coding region runs from base 497 to 2653 and encodes 718 amino acids. The record is from RefSeq and is a predicted model, not a curated record. The transcript has 2 exons.
CGGAGCCUUUCGGCCCAGUUGUCGGCCCGCACGUCCCCGCCCGGUGCCCUCCCGGUCCCCGCCCCUCCGCGUCCCGGGACUACGCUCGCUCCGUGUGGAGCUCCGCGCGCCGAGCGUUCGGAAAUGCCCCGCUACGAGCUGGCUUUGAUUCUGAAAGCCAUGCAGCGGGGUUGGUACAGUAGGCUUCACUAGACUUAGCUGCAACUCAGAAUUUCUCCUCCAGCACCUGAGUAAAUGCUGAUGGUCUUGUGGAGAGUGGAUUAAGAGUACGAGCUAAGCUCAAACCCAAUUAAGAAGCGGAGGAAAAUUUAACUGUCUCCUUCAAAGUUUAUCACCACCAUCAAGACAGCAAACCAAAGGACAAAGACUUUGACCUGCUGUGUUGCUCUGUGUAGUCCAGUUCACGUAUGGUUUACAAAACUUGACUGGGGUGACUAAUAAGUAAGAAAAGUUGGACACUUCUGUCAUUUGGACAUUUUAUUCAGAAGUUACCAGAAUGAGGGCUGUAUUGGAGACAGCAGACAUUGCCAUAGUGGCCCUGUAUUUUAUCCUGGUCAUGUGCAUUGGUUUUUUUGCCAUGUGGAAAUCUAAUAGAAGCACCGUGAGUGGAUACUUUUUGGCGGGGCGCUCUAUGACCUGGGUAGCAAUUGGUGCCUCUCUGUUUGUGAGCAAUAUUGGGAGUGAGCACUUCAUUGGGCUGGCAGGAUCUGGAGCUGCAAGUGGAUUUGCAGUGGGCGCCUGGGAGUUCAAUGCCUUACUGCUUUUGCAACUUCUGGGAUGGGUGUUCAUCCCAAUUUACAUCCGAUCGGGGGUGUACACCAUGCCUGAAUAUUUGUCCAAGCGAUUUGGUGGCCAUAGGAUUCAGGUCUAUUUUGCAGCCUUGUCUCUGAUUCUUUAUAUCUUCACCAAACUCUCAGUGGAUUUGUAUUCGGGUGCCCUCUUUAUCCAGGAGUCUUUGGGUUGGAACCUUUAUGUGUCUGUCAUCCUGCUCAUUGGCAUGACUGCUUUACUGACUGUCACCGGAGGCCUUGUUGCAGUGAUCUACACAGACACUCUGCAGGCCCUGCUUAUGAUUAUUGGGGCACUCACACUUAUGAUUAUUAGCAUGAUGGAAAUUGGCGGGUUUGAGGAAGUUAAGAGAAGGUACAUGUUGGCCUCGCCCAAUGUCUCUUCCAUCUUGUUGACGUACAACCUUUCCAACACAAAUUCUUGUAAUGUCCACCCUAAGGAGGAAGCCCUAAAAAUGUUACGGGAUCCAACAGAUGAAGAUGUUCCAUGGCCUGGAUUCAUUCUCGGGCAGACGCCGGCCUCAGUAUGGUAUUGGUGUGCUGACCAAGUCAUCGUCCAGAGGGUCCUAGCAGCCAAAAACAUUGCUCAUGCCAAAGGCUCUACUCUCAUGGCUGGCUUCUUGAAGCUUCUGCCAAUGUUUAUCAUAGUUGUCCCAGGAAUGAUUUCCAGGAUACUGUUUGUUGAUGAUAUAGCUUGUAUCAACCCAGAACACUGCAUGAAAGUGUGUGGAAGCAGAGCUGGGUGCUCCAAUAUUGCUUACCCGCGCCUGGUGAUGAAGCUGGUUCCUGUGGGGCUUCGGGGAUUGAUGAUGGCAGUGAUGAUUGCGGCUCUGAUGAGUGACUUGGACUCUAUCUUUAACAGCGCCAGUACCAUAUUCACCCUCGAUGUGUACAAACUCAUCCGAAAGAGUGCAAGUUCCCGGGAACUAAUGAUUGUUGGGAGGAUAUUUGUGGCUUUUAUGGUAGUGAUCAGCAUAGCAUGGGUGCCAAUCAUCGUGGAGAUGCAAGGAGGCCAGAUGUACCUUUAUAUUCAGGAGGUGGCAGAUUACCUGACACCUCCAGUGGCAGCCCUGUUCCUUCUGGCAAUUUUCUGGAAGCGCUGCAAUGAACAAGGGGCUUUCUAUGGUGGAAUGGCUGGCUUUGUUCUUGGAGCAGUCCGUUUGAUUCUGGCCUUUACCUACCGUGCCCCAGAGUGUGACCAACCUGAUAACAGGCCGGCCUUUAUCAAAGAUGUCCAUUAUAUGUAUGUGGCCACAGCUUUGUUCUGGGUGACAGGACUCAUUACUGUAAUCGUUAGCCUCUGCACACCGCCUCCUACAAAGGAACAGAUUCGUACCACCACCUUUUGGUCGAAGAAGAAUGUGGUGACGAAAGAGAGUUGCUCUCAGAAAGAUGAAUUAUAUAAAAUGCAAGAGAAGAGCAUUCUCAGGUGCAGUGAGAACAGAGAGGCGGUUAACCAUGUCAUUCCCAAUGGGAAAUCUGAAGACAGCUUAAAGGGCUUGCAGCCUGAAGAUAUUAAUCUGUUGGUGACCUGCAGAGAAGAAGGCAACCCGGUGGCUUCCUUGGGUCAUUCAGAGGCAGAGACACCAGUAGAUGCUUAUUCCAAUGGGCAAGCAGCUCUAAUGGGUGAGAAAGAAAGAAAGAAAGAAAGAGACACUGGCAGCCAGUACUGGAAAUUCAUAGACUGGUUUUGUGGCUUUAAAAGUAAGAGCCUCAGCAAGAGGAGUCUCAGAGACCUGAUGGAGGAAGAGGCUGUUUGUUUACAAAUGUUAGAAGAAACUCCAAAAGUUAAAAUAAUACUAAAUAUUGGACUUUUUGCUGUGUGUUCACUUGGAAUUUUCAUGUUUGUUUAUUUCUCCUUAUGAACUUAAGGAUAUGGUGAGAUACUUAACUUAAAAAAGUACUGGUCUUUGGAAAAAAUUAUGUAACUGUUGCAUCUCUCAGGCAUUGUUUACGCAGUAGGUUUUUAGCCAAAUUUUACUUAGCAGAAAAUCAUCUAUUUGCAAGACUUUUAUUUUCCCAGAGAUGGAUAAAAGUAAAUCUUCAACUUAAAUGAAGCAAAACAGACUGAACAGUGCAACAAUGUGGUUUAAAUUUUUCCAUACCAAAGUAAGAAGAGACCAAUUAUUCUCAUAGAUCACUUAGAGCAGAAUAUAUGUUAAGGUAUCACAAAUAAGGUAUAUUGUCUGCACUGCCAAGUUUUGGUAGGCCUCAUGCUGAGGUAAAAGAUUUGCUUAUUUCUAAGUUUUUUCUGUCUCUGUAAUUUCUAUUACCAUUAAAGAAAAACGAAGUCUGAGAUAUUGUACAAUCAGUUAUGUACUGAAAAUCUAAUAUGCUUGUACUCAUUUCAGGAUGAACUGGUUGCAAGGUUAAUUUUGUUAGCAUGAAUCUGGAUUCUGAUUGCCAAAAAGAAAGGUGGAAUACUUGCCUGUAGGUAUUUUUGUACCAUCCAUAUGUGUAAUGUUGGAAGGAUAAAUUUUUUCCUAGUGUGUAGUCACUACCCCCUCAUUCAUUGAAGCUCAAGGGAACUGUACUCAAAAUGACCAAGUCAGCCUAUAAUGUCAUAAUUUUAUUAUAAAAUUACUAUGGGGGGAAGUGAAAUGUUGCUGAUGAUCCCCAUACUUUCUGACUGACCAAAUUAAGAAUUUUUUUAAAAAUGUAGUUUUAGCAAUUACUAGGUCCAUAGCAGUGUUUGGUUAACCAGUGCUGAACAGAAGAAUAAUCAUACUCUACCAGUUUUCUGGCUUUUUUUUUUCCCCCUCAUAAUUUGGUGACAUUCUUUAUUAGCUUUCCCAAAUGGAUUUAGUUGGAAGAUAUAUUCAAACAUCUUAAAGAAAAUUUGACAGUGCUUUUGUGUGCUAGGUUACCCUGCUUGAUUAGAUAAUGAUAUAUUAAGAUUGAGGUUUUAGAGGAGAAUUGUAGUUGUAGAAUCAUACUGCAUUCUCGAUUACAUUGUUCUUGACCCCCCCCCCCCAUUUGUACACAGCCUCUACAUCUUUGUUAUAUAGUAUCUUAAGGCGUGAGGGUGUUUCAGUGCAAACUGGCCAUCAGUAACAGAAAUCUCAGAGUGCAUGCUUGCCACUGGUAGUCAUUUUUGUAUAAUGGGUAGCAUGUUUAAGAGGUGCCAUGAACAAAACUUGGGUUUAGUAGUGUGCUUUGGAGGGUAUUACAGGACUUGGGAAAUUUUAUCUUGACACAGCUUGGUCCCAGUUGCAGCAUCAUGGGUGGGAAUCUUCACAAGCUGCUGCUUUUUAGUGAGCACAGGAUACAAAAAAUGCUAGAGAGAAUCCUCUACAGAUGAUGUAAUUCUGUGUCAACACUAGUGUGUCCUCCAUGAAAGAUGAAGAAAGCUAAUUGUGUAUCUACUUUCUUUAAACUGAUACAUUUUAAAUUGCAUGAUUUUUAUUAAGCUUGUUUUAGGGCAAAUUACUUUUAUAGAUAGAAACUUUUGUAGAUUCUGAUUUGAAACUCAGCCCUGGUGACUUCAGAUUUUUUCAUAGUUUGUAAACCUAUUUAUGGUAGAUUUAAUUAGUCCAAAGUUGAUUUUAGAAAUUAUCAGGUAGAGAAUAAGGUCUUCCCAUCUUCAGGAGGCUUUGUCAUGGACUGAGUAGGUAGAUGAAAAGUAAUUCAUGUGUGAAUAGCAUGUAUUUCUGAAGAGCUUUAGAGUGCCUUGUAAGGUUUUAUUUUCUCCCCAAUUUCAUGAGGUUUACGAUCUAGGGGGUAAAAGAUAGGGACCACCUUUUUGUGUAGAAGUUGAGGCUGUAACUGGGAAGAACAGAUGCUUGUUCACCAAAUCUAAACUCAGUGUUUGUCCAGAUAUGUCUGACAAACCAUUUGUUUUGUCAUGGCUUUGUGCUGUUUUCCCAAAGGAAAUAUUCUUCCUUCAAGACAACUUAUAAGUAAUAGAAUCUAAGGUUUUCAAAAUUGGCAUUAAGUUGUAGGAAUUAACGUUUGCUUUGUCUCUAAACAUAGUGCUGUGUAACUCAGCAGUCUUCCGUUGGGCACUCUUCCUUGUUUUUACAGCAUAAGUAAAUAGGAAGUAUUUAUGGAUGUUUAUCUCUUUAUUUAAUGUUGUGUCUUAAUAGGUUAGAUUAUUAGUGUCCCCCUUCUCUCCGCCAUUGUCUUAGUAAGAUAUAUAAAAUGUAUCCAUCUUGUGUCUCGGUGUAUAUAUAAAAAGUAGGUCAAGUUUAGAGUACUGAUGUCUGUAAAUAAGGAAUGACUGUUAGUAUUUCCAAUAUAAUUGUUUAUUCUUGCCAGUAUAAACAUUACUUUAUUUAGACUGAAUUCCCUGAAGCUUGCCGUACUUAUGACUUCCCAUUAAUAGAUAAUGUGCUUCAAUAGGUAUGUGAAUUGCUGAUGGCAGCUUCAUUUCAGGAGACUCAUUUCAGUGUAUAUUUCAUUAGAAUGAUUGUGCCUGGAAUGGUAUAUGGACUGUCUUUAAGCUAGAAAAAUGUUCAUACUUUAUAGGUGACAUUGAUCUCUAUAGACACUAACGUAUAUUUUUAUAUUUGUUCAAGCUAAGUUUUAGAAUUGACCAAGAGUGAUAAUUAACUAACCUAGUGGCUAGCAGUCAUAAUGAGAUGAGGUGAGGGUACUAAUCUUUAAAGGUGGAGAAAAAUCUUCACCUGUGAAUGUUUCCCAACUCCUAGAUUUUUGUUUCUCAAAGGCAGUCUUUCUUGCCUUUGGAUCUGAUGAGAAAGGCUAAGUACACUGGUUUGCAGCAUGGUUCUUGACUCUUUUGUGGGACCUCCUAGCUCCUGUUCAUUGCAAAAGAGUACCCAGCUGAGCCAAACUUCCUUCUUUAGCUGUUCUUGCCUGGGGAGGUUAUCAUUUUUGUCUUUAGAGAGCAUCACACAAUGGAAGUAGUUUGUUUUUUGGCCCAAGGCAAUAGAUUCAAAUCUCUAGGGCUUCCUUUUCUCUUGACUCAAAUGAUGAGUUGUCUUUUUGCAUGCAGUGGAGGGUCCUGUAGCCUUAGCUCUUAGGGACUCCAUCUCAAAAAAUAACCAGAGAUUUAUCAUUCUAUGAAGCUUGCCAUUGUAAGAAUUAGUGGGGGGGGGGGUUAUUGCCCAGUUCUCUUACCUAAAGUCUUGUCUUUGUUUCUACGUUAGCAAUCCAUGACUUUUUAUUCCUGUAUUCAAGUGUACAGCUUUCCCCUUCUUUGAAAACCAUCUUGAGGAGCCUGUGGGUUCUCAUUCUUUUUCACCAAGAAAGUGACCUGUUUCAGGGUGGCGAACCUAUGGCAUGUGAGUUAUAGCAGGCUUCUCUGUAUCAUUGGAAGCUCUAAAAGCCACCAUCACUGCUCUAUGUUAUUGGUCAUUAAAAGGUUAGGUCCUUCAAUGUUCUUAUCUGGCAGUAUUAGGUUUACUUGAUUCCUUCAUGCUUUAUUCCCUCUAUCUGAGGCAUGACAGGAAAGGACCCACAUGGGUAACUAGCAGUGACACCUCACCAUUCCCUGGGUUUGAGUUAAGAAGGUAUUAUGAGAGCAUUCUUGUUAAAUUAUGUAAUUGCAGAGCCUUGCCAGGAUAAAACUUUCCUAAGAAAUAAGUAAAAUGUUUAGAUGCUGAUUAGAACUUAGGUGAUGCCGAUGAGAACAAGUUGGUAGAGGACAAACGUUAGCUUAGUUCUAGAGAUGUAAAAGCAUAUUCAUUUGAUUCUGGAACCCAAAGCAUCUUGGCUAUCAGCUAGUUUUAACAUGUUUUCGUUGACUUGUACCACUGUCAUGGCUCAGUGCUGCCCAACAGGGAGUUUUACAGCUCCAUAUGGCCCUGUCCAGCCCAUUGGGAAUGUGUCGAACCACUCCCCAUGUAAAUAAGGGUAUCAGGGAGUAAGAUCUAGCUCGAUAACUUAAUUUUAUGUAUUAUAAGGUACAAAUUUAUUAACUUUAAAGGUUAAAAUGACUUAUGUGUGAUACUUAAAAUUUAGUAGGAAAAACACUUGGGUUUUAGUAUCCUUAAAAUUUCUUAUAAGCUAGGUACUAAGGUGCUUAAAACUAUUGUUGAUAUUAGCCCCAGCAGACUUUAUAAAUGGGACAUAUUGCUGUAUAUGUGUGUGUCCUAACAUUCAAAUGCUGGUCUUUGUGUCUCCUCUCACGUUGUUUUAUUCUUACUCUUUCAGUACUACCAAAUUCUUUUUUUAUUAUUAUUAUGAUUUUUCUCCUUUUCUUUUAAAGGGGAAAACAUUGAAAAAUCAAGAAGCAAUCAAAAACAAUAAAAGAAAACGAUGAAAACAACAACAACAAAUAUCAGCAUUACUAUCAAAUUCUUAGUUUUCCUUUUUUUUUUUUUGGUUGGCUUAUUUCAUUUUCAGGCAUAUUGUCUUAAUAUUUUAAACUGCUGCUUUGCUCCCAAAUUAAGGACUUAGAUCAGAAUAGCAAGUCAUUGAAUAAUAGUUAUGUUUAAAUAUACUAAAUUUCUGUUGACUAAAAAUGUUAAUUUUUGAGGGUAAUUUCCUCAGAUUUGUGUUGGUUAAUAAUAGAAACAAAUAGUUAAUCAGCUUUUUAUUCUCAAAACAUCAUUUUCAAAAAUUAGAAAGUGAUAGUGAAAAUUUGAGUCCCUUUGAAAUGAAGGUGGGAUCAGACUGCAGAGAGGCAGUAGUUUAUUUGAUUGCCCAAACUGUCUUGUUCUUUUAGCAAAUAAAGGUCAAAAAUUGAAACUUGUCAGUUGGUAGGUACUGGUAGUAAGUAAGACUGGAUAAAUCUUUAUUUAGAUUACUGGGUUUGUUGGUUUAACUUGGGUUACAGACCCUUCUCAUUAGGGUUGUGUCUGUGUUUGGAAUAGUGUAGCUGCUCAGCUACUUGGAUUCCUAGUAGAGAAUGAGCCAGGUCUAAGUCCCACACCAUUAUUUAGUCACUUGGUCAUAAGAAUAUUUUUAUUUAAACUUCUCCCCUACCAGUGUUGGGACUAAACUAUUGAGCACCUUUAAAGAAAUGUUGUGAAAUUGAUGUAAUUUGUAUUUUUGUUUCAACUCUUUAAGAAGGUUGGGGUGUGUACCCUAUUUGUUGAUAACCAACAAUGUAACCAUUAGUCUUUUUACUUAGAAUUGAACAGAAAGGAUUUGGUAUAUUUGUGUCAUGCACUUUACUUUUCAGGGGAUUAUCAUAAAUCAUUUGUGGCUGUCGACUUAAUCUAGUAACCUUACCGUGUGUAACAACACUUGAAUUUGGUUACUUACAGCAUUGAAGAGAAGGAGCUGAAGAGCAAACAAGGUUUGGGAUUCUUCUGAAAGGGCAGUGGUUUUGUAGUCCUCAGAAAGGGAGAAAAGCACUUUGCUGUUGCCUGUGACAGAUAACACCCCCACCCCCCAAUCAGGAUAGUUACAGUCAGUGCAUGUUACCAGUAAGGGGAAUGCAUAUUACAGUGCACGUAUUACGGUGAUUUUCACAACAGCUCAAAUUGAGUAGAUAUUCAUAACUUAAUGAUACUUCGGUGAAAUCACUCUGUUCCCUAGUGCUGCUAGAUAAAGGAGUGUUUAUUGACUGUUUUUAGAAAAAGUAGGUAGGUUUUCAGUUUAUCAUUGUAGCCUGGACCAGCAUUGGGUAACCCUAUGGCUGUUUAUUAUCAUUGAAAGGUUUGCCAUCAUGGCCCUGCACUUUUAGAAUCAAUGUUCAUAAAGAACUUACUUUUUUUCUUCUGGUAACAGAAAAUGAAAUUAGGCUUACUGUUUUUGAAAUCUUAAAUCAACAAAGGUCAAUAGAUACAGUAUUUCAUUGUAUAACUAGCUUUUGAAAUUUAGGUGUUUGGAUUAGUGCCUUCUGGGUGUCAGUAUUGACCAACAGCUUGUACCUUUCCUUUUUUUUUUUUUCUUUUUUUUAAGUACAAAAUUUUUUAUUGAAGUUCUUAAAUUUUGUUACAACUAAUGAACAUUUAAGAGGAACCCUAUGUAUUUACAUACUUUACAUGCAGCCUUUAGAUUCAGGAAACAGUCACUUGAUAAAUAUCUUUUAUCUUUGUUUUUAUAUUCAUAAUUAAAAUGUUCAAGUCAUAUAUUUCUAUUUUAUCAUUUUCCCUUGUAGGUUUGAUACUAUAACAGUUCAUAUUCUGUGACAGAGAAAAAGCUUAAUGGUCCAUAGAAAGCACAAAAUCAUUUUGAAGUGUGUGUCUCAACACAUAGAAAGCACAAAACUGAUAGUAUUCUUAGUAGUUGACAAGUGCCAGUCAUAUCCCCCUCCCUCGUAUUUGUUUCGUUGUUAUGAGGACCACAGUAUUAAAAACUAGAAAAUGAAUUAUCUCAGUUAUAGAUGGGCCCUAAGUGAAAAAGAAUUCAAGGUAAUAAUCUAAGUUUGUUCUGCUUUGUUGGAGGUAGAAUACAAAUGUCAAGAAUACUUUCUUUGUACUUGGGCAUUACUAGCAAAGAUGGAGUCUUUGGGCCAAUUUCCACAAACUGAAAGUAAAUAAGGACAGACUUAAGGUUUUGGUGAGAACUCAUAAUAACUUUUUGCUCUAAGCUAUAUAGAGCCAUUGGAGUUUCGAAUUUUUUUAAAAUCUUGCCUUGUGAAAAUAAUACCUCUCAUCAACAGUACUCUAAAACAUGUGAAGACGUUCACGUUUUUAUAGGGCUUGUAUGUGAGAGGGAAAAGUGAUCUUUAUUUUCAUUAUAUGCUUUGAGUUUUCACUUUUUAAUGUGGUUUUUUGUUCCAUUUUAGUAGAGAAUUUGAUCCAAGUGUUCUGAAUGUCAAACUAAUCUUGAGACACAUGCAAAAAGAAUUACUUUGCUUUUCACAAUGGCACUAAAUGAAAGAUUGUUUACCUGUUCCGUCAUUCUCAAGACCAGAUUAGAGGAAAGCUGUGAAUGUGCUUGCAAAAGAUGAAAAUGCAUUUCUUCUACCCAGCAGCUCCCUUAUUGUGCCUCUCACUUCAUUUACCUCCAAAUGAUCCAUGCUUACCAAGAGUGAAUAAACAACUCUAUUUUGAACUUUGUCCAAAUGUCAAAUACAGCUCUUAGGAGAAAAGUGACUACCUUGUUCCUAUUCUUCUGUAUUUUGUAUAUUUAUGUUCUUAGGGGUGGGCUUGGUCAAAUCUCGUAUGUCUAGAAUGAAGAUUAUAGCUGGUGUAGACUAAUGUGACAUGUUUUAGAUAGGUUAGUUUGAACAUUUUGAGGGAAAUUCCUUUUUCCAGCACAAAGCUAGCCAAGUGUUUUUAUCUGUAACAUUAUUUUAGAAUGUAAAAUCUUAGGCUUAGGGGUUAGGGGAGAGGAAUACCAGACAUGUAGGAAACUAGAGAAGUUUGAAGAGCAUCCUUGGCUUAGCAGUAUGUGAAAACGCAAAGCAGUUAUAAUCUGUUAGUCCUAUAUAUGUAUUCUGUACCUUUAAGUUUGAAUUAGUUUAUAAAAACUAUGAAAGAAUGCUUUUGAAAAUUCCUUUGGCAGAAGAUUCUUGGAUUUAUAAUUCCAUGGAAAACUGCUUUAAUUAACCUAGGUGAAAAGUAGUCCUAGCAGUGUAAAUAUGUAUAGUUAGAAUUUUCUAAUUUCACUGUGAGAUCUCAGACUUUGAGUGGCAAACAGAUCAGCAAGUCUUUUGCUCAUGGACUUUUCUGUGGGGUUGUUAAAAUGCAAAAGCUUUAUUUUUUUUAAUAAUGACAUACUACAUUAGUGUCAGAUAAUGGUAUAGAAUCUGUAACCCUGCUUUCCCCAGCCAUUACUGCUUCAGUUUAUAGAUUGCCAGUAGAGCUCAGCAAUAGAUCAGGGAUUUACCAUUCAUUCUUUGCUUGGAUGUCCCAUGUUCUAUGUCCACACCUGUAUUGGCAAUCACAGUAUGAACUGUGUUGGGCUUCUCAGUGCUUUUUUUUCUUUUUUGAUAAGAUGGAUAUCAAAAAUAGUUGCUGUGCAAAAGUUAGUAGUCUUCUUCAAGAAGAAAAACAAUUCCUUUUCUAAUAAUACCCUGUGAAAUUGCUUCAUUCAUUCCUUUGUUUUUAAGCCAAAUGUCAGCAGAGUACUGCUGCUUUUAUCUAGUAAUUUUGAUAUGUAAGUAUUCAUGCAUUUUUAAAAAUGUCUACAUUGUAGAAUAUUUUUCCCAGUGUCCUGUCUAUUAUGCUUUCAGAUAUUUUGUAAAAGUCCAGUCAGUACACUGGGAGUCGUAUUGUGUUCAUGUAUCAUUUUAGCCACUCUGUAAUUGUAGACCAAAUGUGAUUAUAAUGAAGUUGAUGAAUAUUAAUUUUGUUAAUGAAUUUUUUAUUGUAAACUGAUUUCUAAUUUACCCUUCAUUGUUCACAGCUUUUUGUUUUAAAGUUUGACUAAUUGGGUCCAUUUCAUUGUGCAGUGUUUUAGUUGCCAGCAGAAAGUAGAAUUUGGUAUAAACCAGGUAAUUUCCACUUUGAAAGGAAAACAAUAAAAUUGUAGAUUUAAAAUUAUUAACCAUUUACAAUAAUUCUAACUUCUGUAUACAAUCUGAUUUUUAAAAUUGUAGACAUGUAUAAUCCUUGAUUUAAUGUAUUUUAAAAGUGUUACUGUUGUUUAAAAAAAAAGAAAGAGGUAAAUCUGCUAACGAGCUGUCAGUUUUUGUUACUGACCUUGUAAAAUACACUGUUCUUUAUGUACUGUGUGUUACUUUGCCAGCUGCUGCAUUAGCCUUCAGAAGUAUUUGGAAAUUUAAGAUGAACUACAUUUCUUGCAAAGUACAUUCCUUUCUGUGGUAUUUUGUCUUGUAACUCAAGUAUGGUAAUUAUUUUAUGGAAAUGUUAGCACUUCUGUACCAACUUUGAAUAAAAUGAAAAACUGA